Messenger RNA from Frankliniella occidentalis (western flower thrips), 2762 nucleotides. RefSeq names its product V-type proton ATPase subunit B (gene Vha55). Gene Ontology annotation, molecular function: ATP binding; proton-transporting ATPase activity, rotational mechanism. Lineage: Eukaryota; Metazoa; Arthropoda; Insecta; Thysanoptera; Thripidae. Bases 78 to 1571 code for a protein of 497 amino acids. The record is from RefSeq and is a predicted model, not a curated record. Gene Ontology annotation, cellular component: proton-transporting V-type ATPase, V1 domain. Gene Ontology annotation, biological process: proton transmembrane transport; ATP metabolic process. The transcript has 10 exons.
UUUUUGGCACGUGACAUCACGUGAACAUUUUCCUGAGCUGUGUGGUCGGACGGCUGACCAGCAGACAGCUUGUGAAAAUGGCGACCUCAGGCAAGAUCGGAGCGCAGCAAGCUGCUCGCGAACAUGUUUUGGCUGUCAGCCGAGAUUUUAUUUCGCAACCACGAUUAACCUAUAAAACAGUAUCUGGUGUCAAUGGACCUUUGGUGAUUUUGGAUGAGGUGAAAUUCCCCAAGUAUGCUGAAAUUGUGCAACUUCGUCUUGCCGAUGGCACAAUUCGCUCUGGUCAAGUGCUGGAAGUUAGUGGUUCAAAAGCUGUAGUCCAGGUGUUUGAAGGUACAUCGGGUAUUGACGCCAAAAACACACUAUGCGAGUUUACAGGCGAUAUUCUCCGCACUCCUGUGUCAGAGGAUAUGCUGGGUCGUGUUUUCAACGGCUCUGGCAAACCCAUUGACAAAGGCCCACCUAUAUUGGCUGAAGACUAUCUUGACAUUGAUGGUCAACCCAUCAACCCGUGGUCUCGUAUUUAUCCUGAGGAAAUGAUUCAAACUGGUAUUUCUGCAAUUGAUGUGAUGAAUUCUAUUGCUCGUGGUCAGAAGAUUCCCAUUUUCUCAGCCGCUGGUUUACCUCACAAUGAGAUUGCUGCCCAGAUCUGUCGUCAGGCUGGUCUUGUCAAAGUCCCAGGCAAAUCUGUGUUGGAUGACUCUGAUGACAACUUUGCCAUUGUAUUUGCUGCCAUGGGUGUGAACAUGGAAACAGCUCGUUUCUUCAAACAGGACUUUGAGGAAAAUGGUUCCAUGGAGAAUGUGUGUUUGUUCUUGAACUUAGCCAAUGACCCAACCAUUGAACGUAUCAUUACACCUCGUCUGGCUCUCACUGCUGCUGAGUUCCUUGCAUACCAGUGCGAAAAACACGUACUUGUCAUUCUUACUGACAUGAGUUCAUAUGCUGAAGCUUUGCGUGAGGUGUCAGCUGCCCGUGAAGAAGUGCCCGGUAGACGUGGUUUCCCUGGUUACAUGUACACCGAUUUGGCCACCAUUUAUGAAAGAGCUGGACGUGUAGAAGGAAGAAAUGGCUCUAUCACUCAGAUUCCUAUCCUUACUAUGCCCAACGAUGAUAUUACCCAUCCUAUUCCUGACUUGACGGGUUACAUCACAGAAGGUCAGAUUUACGUAGACCGACAACUUCACAACAGACAGGUGUACCCUCCAGUGAAUGUGCUCCCCUCCCUGUCUCGUCUCAUGAAGUCUGCUAUUGGUGAGAACAUGACUAGAAAGGACCAUUCUGAUGUCUCCAACCAGUUGUAUGCCUGCUAUGCCAUUGGCAAAGAUGUCCAAGCCAUGAAGGCUGUGGUUGGUGAGGAAGCUUUGACACCUGAUGAUUUACUCUACCUUGAAUUCCUUACCAAAUUCGAGAAAAACUUUAUUUCCCAAGGUAACUAUGAGAACCGCACAGUUUUUGAAUCCCUGGAUAUUGGAUGGCAGCUGCUGCGUAUUUUCCCCAAAGAAAUGUUGAAACGUAUCCCAGCCAACGUUCUUGCUGAAUUCUACCCACGAGACUCUCGCGCUAAGUAAAGAUUUUCAUCAACCUCAUGAAUUAUCAUUGUCUUCAUAUUACGCCCUGUAGUAAAUUUUUUUAAAAAUGUUGUCAUAGCUCAAAGACAUUUGAGGGCCUCAGAUUGCAGUGUAUUUUUAAUGAAGUACUUAUUUUUUGUCAAUGCAAUGUUCUCUUGUUUUAUGAGCAAAACUGUGUGAAUAGGCAUACCUUUUGCGCGUUUCUUUUGUAAAGAAAGUUGUUGUUUACUUUGUGAUCAAAUCGGUUUUAUCAGUGAAAAGAGUCCUCUUUUCCAUUUUACUCUUGUGUUGUGACAUACAAGUGUUUAUUCAUAUAUUUGGUGCAUCUUUCAUAGUUUAUUGAUUGUAUAUAUGGCGGCAGAUCUUAAAAGCAGAUAUGUUGACUAUUAGGAUUGAUAUAAACAUUCCAAUCUUAGGUGUGCCAUAAUGGGCAUUAAAUGUAUACCCAAGCAUCUGCACUCAGUUAUGAAGCUGAAUUUGUGUAAUUUGAAAAAUUUGGUUUUACUUGAAAUGUUACAUAUAGCUUUUUCAAAGUACUGUUGCUUCACUUCUGGCGUUAAGUGUUUCAAGCAUUUAUAGGAGCAUUAUACAUGGUUCUUCUACAUUCAAGUGCAUCUGUGCAAUCAUGGUAAUUAAGUAAGCUUUAAUAACAAUAAAGACAAUAUCUCCAGGAAAGUAUUGUGUAGGAUUGUCUCUUCUUUUUAAAUCCAAACAGUAUUCAUUACUAUAAUGCUGAAGUAGUCUAUCAUGUGUCACGAUUAUUGAAUCUUGAAAUACUCAAUUUCUUGUCCAUCUGUAUUUUUCCCUUGUGAUGUCACUGUAGCGUUCAACAAUUAACAUCACAAAUCCUUUCUGGCUCUUCUCAAAUGGAAUUCUGCAAAGCAAUAAUUUUAUAUAUCCCAUACCUUUAUUUUCUUUAAAAAAUAAACCUGGGUGUACCAGUACUUAUGGAAUGAAAUGACUGUGACAUGACAACCCUCCGUCUUAAUUUCAGUGCUGUGUUCAGAGUGCAACCUGCUCUUUGUCAUGUUCAAAUUAUCUCUUAGUGUUAAGUUUUUUUUGGCUCAACCUCCUAACCAUGCUUACUUUGUGUAUUCUUAGUGUGCUAGUGAUAAGAGAAGAUUGAGGAAGUUGUACAUGAUGUAUUAUGGAAAAUUAGAGACAAUACAUGAAAAAAUAUGUUCUGUUGAA